GUCAGCGUGUAUCCCAGUGUGGGAGACUGGGUGGCUGCGGUGAGAGCUGGAUAGGUAGCUUAUAUGUUUGUCUGUUGUAUGGAUGUAUGUGUGUAUGAAUGAGUGUACGUCCUAAACCACUGAGAGAUCUGCCAAGGGCAGCUCACUCGAGGCCCCGACGCUCGCCUUCCUGCUCGCCGGCGCCACAAUAUAAUACACAGUUAAAGUGCAAAAGGUGGAUCCUCGCGCCCUUGAUCAUGUCCUGUAUAGAGAACACUGAAGUGUACAUCCCUCAGGAGGCGUCCAUCACCACCGUCCCCGUACAGGCACUUCCCCGCUCCAUCAGGAAGAAAGUCCUCACCGGUCCUCUCCAUCUCCACGGCGACCAGCCCGCCACAUUCAUCACCCCGGUGGAGCUGAGAGGAAUCGGAACCACCCAGAACCCCUCUCAGCUCCCUCUGGGUCAGAACCGGCUGCCGGUCGUGACCUCUAACCUCACGGCGCUCCUCCUAAUUAAGAGACUUGUUCACUCGGGUGAAAUCUCGCUGCAGUUCUCUGAACCUCGAGCGGAUCGACUUCUCUAUAACGGGAGGAACUCCAUCGUCGUGUACGACGGGAAGCUCUUCCUGUCUGUGAGGAAAAAGAGGCCUCGCGAUUGGCCGAUGGACCCGCCGAGCUCCACCCUACCUGAGCGUGAAGCCCCGCCCCCGGACUCGCCUGAGAACCUGGACGGAGGGACUGAUGAUGUCAUCGACAGCGGGACAAGUGGGGGCGGCACCGGUGAAGCAAAGGAUCAUGGGAAAUGCAUAGAGGACGCGCAAGAGGAAGCUAAUGAUGAACCAACGGAGGAGGAACCCGAAGCACCAACGCCGACGAGAGACGUUAGCACUAACACAAUUAGCUUGAUUGCAAAGAUCAAGCAGGAACUGGAUCGUGAAAACCAGUUAGCGUGGGCGGAAACUAGCGCAGCCGGCGACGACAGAGAGGACGAUCACGCUAACGCAGAGUGUUUAUCUGGGAGACGUCAGAUUAGCCAAAGCUACGCAGACGAACUGAGCGGUGACGUAGCUCACCACGGAAACCGCGUAAAUAAAACAAACGCUGACGCAGGAAACGCAGAGAGACGCUCAGACAGAACCAGGAAUGCUAAAAUGUUCCGCGGCGCUUCAGAUGAUGCUAAUCAGAGCACAGAAAACGUUAAAAGUGGCGACGAGGUUUUGGAAACUUUAGGUGGGAAAAACGUCCCAGAAAAAGCUAAUUCAAACGGAGCAGACGCUGAAAGUUGCGUUAAAACAAAGCUAGCUGAAGCUAAUCGCGUAAACAGUGACGUUGAGAUCGCGGAUGCUAAAACUUCCAGUAAACUUCCAAUCAACAUUUCAGACGAUGUAAACACAAUCGUAACAAGCACUGAACAUCCUGUUUAUGCUAAGUUUAGCGGAACUGAGAGUCAGUCAGACAAAAAUAAACGCUGUGAGGACGUCGGCGAGAUCGCAGAAGCGAGCGCUGGUGGAUUAGCGGGCGAAAGUCAGGAUACCGCCGCGAUAUCACAAACUGAGAAUCGUCCAGGAAAAACAGAAGGCGGUGAAAGUCACACUGUUAGCAUUGAGCUAGUUUCAGACAAAACGGGUGACAUGGAUUGUGUUAAAUCUCGUAGCGGCGGAGUUCAGGGUUCGCUAGCACACGACGACGUUUUAAACUCACCGGACGACGUGGUAGAAGUCGGUGAGAGUCGAGUCGAGAGUCAGACGAGCAGAGACGCCAAAUCCGCGGGGAAAUUAGCCUGCCGUAAGCGUCUGAGUUUUGGAAACGCAGAAGAGAAGCUAAACUCAGAACCCGGCGACGAUCUAAUAAUGGAGGAACGCGGCGCUAAAGCUACCAGCAGCGUAGAAAUCGUAGAGAUCGACGACGACGACGAUCGAGUUUGUGUCGCUAGGAAGAACCGCGCUAAUGCUAAGAGAGUGCGCUUUAAAGACGAAGUCGUCGAGUGUCGCGAUACGCCGGCAGGAAGUGAUGACGUCAUAAUCAUCGAUGACGACGAGCAAAACGACACAGACGUUGAAAAUGACGAUGGCGAUGAAGUGGAGAUCGUGGAAUUAGCCGAGCGCCAAGCUGAAAGUCGUGGAAACGCUAGGAGCGGCGACGCUGAAGAAUCUCCGGCUAAGAUGAACGCCAGCAAACGUAAAAUUAGCAACAGCGGAAACGACUCCAAGAGCUCUGUUAAAUCUCAGAUUAGCGAAGUCCAGAGUUUAGCAGCUAAGCGCUUUAAACAGAACGAUAGCGAUUAUGAUGAAGAGCGGAAGGAUCGUAGCGCUAGAGCUAGCGAAACUAGCGAUGAUUCAUCAUCUGAAUCUGAACUAGUCAUAGAUUUGCAUAGAAGUGACGCGCGUCCACCCGGGCAAGUCGAUGCUAAUAUGGAAGAUCUGGACAUCGCGGAGGCGGAUGAUGAUCACGAACUUCAAGACGUAGCGACUGUCGAACGUAGCGCUAACGAGAAGCCGCGGGUUCAUAAUCAAGCGAACGAAGAAAACGACGAGAUCCAGAGAGAGAAAAACUACGCUAAUGGAGAUGAAACCCGCGCACAAAACGACACUAAUGAGACGGGAUCGGUCGCUAAAGCAAGCGGCAGUAACACUGAAAGUUUGUUAGAUAAGCUACGUAGCGCUGUAGCUAAUAGCGAAGCUCAGACGUCAUCUAGCAGCGACGCUGAACCGAUGGAGGUCGUUCCCGACGACCUCGACGUCAGCGGUGCUGCAAGUUACGCUAACGAAGAAACGUUUGCUUCGUCGGAUAACGAUCAGGCUGACGCGUCUCCAGAAGUUUCGAUUAGCGGCGUAGACGUCGAGGAGAACGUUAGCGAAAACCAGUCAGCAGCCGCAGGUUCCUCUGAGGCGGCCAAUCAGAGUGAAGCCCAGCAGGGGGCGUGUGUUCAGGCCGACCUCGCGCCUCCUCCGGCGGAUGGCGGGUCUGGAUACGCGGAGCUAAACCGCCAGGAGAACAUAACGCUACUGCGGCGGAGACUGAGAGGGAUGGAGGACAAACUGAACGCCAUGAUUAACCGCCGCUAAUAUUACUGCUAGUUUAGCUGAUUAGCGUUUAAGAUACGCGGUGGAGUCCAGCGUGUGACGUCUGUGAUUAUAGUACAUGAAUUUCUAGGUUAUUGAGAGACGACUGUUCCACGUACUCAGGAUCGUUUCAGCUGUGUUAGCUCUAACGCUACACAGUUACCAUGGAAACCCCCGAAUCCGUUACUAUAAAUGUGAAAUAAAUCUCGUACAUUUAUUUUAACGUUUGUAUAAAAGAUUUUAUUCGUUUUUACUUUUUAAUUUCUUAGUUUUUAUUAAUUUUUUGCACUUGGUGUGUUAGUGUCUGUUGUGCUGGUAUGAGUGGAUCAGACACAGCAGCACUGCUGGAGUUUUUAAACACCUCACUGUCACUGCUGGACUGAGAAUCGUCCACCAACCAAAAUAUAUCCAGCCAACAGCGCCCCGUGUGCAGCGUCCUGUGACCACUGAUGAAGGUCUAGAAGAUGAGCGACUCAAACAGCAGCAAUAGAUGAGCGAUCGUCUCUGACUUUACAUCUACAAGGUGGACCGACUAGGUAGGAGCGUCUAAUAGAGUGGACAGUGAGUGGACACGGUGUUUAAAAACUCCAGCAGCGCUGCUGUGUCUGAUCCACUCAUACCAGCACAACACACACUAACACACCACCACCAUGUCAGUGUCACUGCAGUGCUGAGAAUGAUCCACCACCUAAAUAAUACCUGCUCUGUGGGGGUAGAACAGGGUGAAAGGGGGGUAACAAAGCAUGCAGAGAAACAGAUGGACUACAGUCAGUAAUUGUAGAACUACAAAGUGCUUCUAUAUGGUAAGUGGAGCUGAUAAAAUGGACAGUGAGUGUAGAAAGAAGGAGGUGGUUUUAAUGUUAUGACUGAUCGGUGUAUAUAAAUAUUUCUGCGUUUAUUUGAUGAUUUUGUUUAUUAAAUCAGAUCGAUUCUCUUUAA
Molecule: messenger RNA, 3980 nt
Organism: Trichomycterus rosablanca
Lineage: Eukaryota; Metazoa; Chordata; Actinopteri; Siluriformes; Trichomycteridae
Exons: 4
Coding region: 99-3044 (981 amino acids)
Source: RefSeq, a predicted model, not a curated record